Molecule: messenger RNA, 741 nt
Organism: Patiria miniata (bat star)
Lineage: Eukaryota; Metazoa; Echinodermata; Asteroidea; Valvatida; Asterinidae
Product: protein SpAN-like
Exons: 5
Coding region: 1-570 (189 amino acids)
Source: RefSeq, a predicted model, not a curated record
AUGAAAGUUGCUGCGUUUAUCGGCUUUCUCUUGUCAGUAAGUCAGUUUUGUGUCGGAGAACACUUUGACUUGGACAAGUUUAAGGAGGAACUCCUCGAAAAUGCGAAGAUCGCUUCUGAAACACUGAAAAGGCACCCGAUCGAUGACAAGACCGAUGGCGCCCUCCAUGAUGACACCAAACGUGCCGGUCUGGAUUGCACGCAGCAAACGGGAACCUGCGGUGGUACUUACUCCUCGCAAGAUUUAGGCUGUAUAGUGUCUCCUGACUACGGGCAGGGCGGCUACGAUAACGGUCUGGAGUGCGUCUAUAAUAUCAAAGUUUCUGAAGGCAAACGCGUUGAACUGACGAUUCAAGAUUUGGACAUCGAAUCUCAUUCGACCUGUAACUGGGAUCGAAUGGAGAUAGUACCAGGACAAGGAAUCUUCGGCGCCUUGAAGGUUUGCGGUUCGGUGCCACCGCAGGGUACGUUCGUGUCCAUGGCCGAUACGAUGGUCGUGCGACUGAUCAGUGACGCCAGCGUGAACGGGAAAGGCUUUGCGGCCAAGUUUACCGCCAUUAGCAUAAUAUAGUCUAUAGGGAGAAAUCAUGAAAGUUUUGGACGAGAUUCUGAACUCUCGUCAAGAAUAAUGCAACCCCUCUUUUAAACUCAAAUAGAUUCAAGUCUGUAUUGGAGGUCCCAUCUAAUUAUUUGGGCAUCCGACUGUUCCGACAGUGAAACAUAUAGGCUGGGCCUUUUCGAA